Sphenostylis stenocarpa is the source of this 621-nucleotide messenger RNA. Lineage: Eukaryota; Viridiplantae; Streptophyta; Magnoliopsida; Fabales; Fabaceae. The record is from the annotation of a GenBank genome assembly.
AUGGCGUUGAAUCCUCAACUCUUUCCAAAUGGAAUGCCCGUUGCUUUCAUCAGCGAGAUGUUUGUGUUGGCCAGAGACGGCGUCGAAUUCGAAAUCGAUAAGAUUCCUGCUUCUGGAAGUCAUGGGGGUCGUGUCAAAACCAAAGGAAUCGUCUAUUUGUCAAAUAUUCGGAUGGUCUUCGUUGCCAAAAGUCCAGUUGGGCACUUUGCAGCUUUUGAUAUGCCUUUGCUUUACAUCCAUGGUGAAAAAUUUAACCAGCCAAUAUUUCACUGCAACAAUCUUUCUGGACAAGUUGAGCCUGUAGUCCCAAGUGACCAACACCGAGCUCUUUACUCCACGCACUCGUUUAAGAUCUUAUUCAAAGAGGGGGGCUGUGGAACCUUCAUUCCCCUUUUCUUCAAUUUGAUUGCUUCAGUGAGGCAGUAUAAUCAACACGCCACUAUGCAGGCACAAUCUUAUGUGGAUCCUUUGCAGGCAGCUCAGACACCUGUUGAUGAGAUGAUGAGACAUGCGUAUGUUGAUCCUAAUGAUCCGACGAAAAUAUUUCUGCAACAACCCAAUUCUGAUUCUCAGCUUAGGCGUCGAACAUAUCAGCCACAGGCAGAUGGAGGCCAUGUCUGA